AUGCCAGACAAACCUGCAGAAGAAGAGACUCUGUUGUCGCAGCUAAUGUCUGCAUUGGCUGCUGGGGCUCGAGCUGUACAAGGAUUGCCCCUAGAAGAUGAAUAUGACUAUCAAAUGUCUUAUCCUGAGUUCCGCCAGCUCAUUGAAUCGAAUCAUGAAUCUUUGAUUGAUGUUCUAUUGUUGGCCGUGUCAUCAUCAGCUGGCCUCUCAGACCACUUUCAAGACUAUUUGGGACUGGAAAUCGAUACGCUGGACGACCCUCUACUAUGGGAAGCAUGUGCUGAUAUAUGCGACGGUUUGCUAGAGCAAGCAGAAAACGAUUCUUCCUCUAGUUCGAUGGCCCAGGAUAUUUUGAAUGCACGCAAUCAAGCACAGACCUCCUUUGGACGCUUGCUGCACGGUAUCGUUGAUAUGGACAAGCCACAAGAUGUCUUCAAGUUUUCUACUAACUUAAUUGGUCGCAAUGAACCGUUCAUCCCCCCAAUCACAAAGAAACAUCAUGCUGUCAAACCCUUGGAUUUGACACUUCAUCCUGGACACGGUUUAGAAGACCGCUUUGGGGAUCUCCGAAGUCGACCAGUUUUACUGGACAAGACCAUGAUUGCCCCUUCCUCGCACGUCCCCCACUGUUAUCAGGCAGAAUUGGAAGCCCUCAAGUACACCCAGUCGCAGUUAGAAGCACCUCAAUCAAAGCCAUCGCGAAUUCAAAAGCCAAAGGGUCCAUUGGAAGCAACUUGGAUUGAUACCGCUCGAGCGUUGAAAGACUUGGCAAAGAAGAUCGAAUCUGAAGGUGUUCGUGAGAUUGCUCUGGACCUGGAGGCGCAUUCUUAUCGAAGCUUUGACGGCAUGAUCUGCCUGAUUCAAAUCACAUUCAACAAGGAAAACUAUCUCAUUGACCCAUUUCCAAUAUGGAAACAUAUAUCAGAGGCUCUUGGUCCAAUCCUCGCCAACCCUAAGAUAGUAAAGGUUCUGCAUGGUGCAGACUCAGAUGUGCAAUGGCUGCAACGCGACUUUGGAAUAUAUAUUGUCAACCUAUUUGAUACUGGGCGAGCGGCACGAGCAUUGCACAUGCAGUCUGCUGGAUACGCGCAUCUUUUGCACCACUACGUCGGUAUUGUGGCGGAUAAAUCUCACCAGCUGUCAGACUGGAGACAAAGGCCGCUACCAAAAGCCAUGAAGGAAUAUGCUAUCAUGGACACUCACUUUCUUCUGGACAUCUACCACCAGUUGAAGUACGAUUUGAGUCAACAUGCCACUGCUUCAAUCGAACAGGUUUUGGGUGAAAGUAUGAAAGUGUGCAUGAUUCGAUACGCACCAGAACCAUUUAAACCAAACGGCUACAAGUCUAUCAUGGGCAGAGGAAGACGACGACGGGGGACCGGGCGAUCAACGUCGAAAACAGAACUCAAUGACACUCAGGAACAAGUUCUCAAGGCGUUAUGGGACUGGAGAGACCAAAUUGCACGACAGGCAGAUGAAUCGCACGCAUACGUCUGCACAAAUGCAGCUCUCUUGCGACUAGCACUUUCGCGUCCGUCGACCUUGACUGCUUUGCAAGGACUGUUGCAGCCAAUUCCACCACUGUUGCUUCGGAACGCAAAGGAAGUGCUCGAUCUGAUCCAGUCUUGCCAGUCGCAACCUACAAAGUCGCAAUCCCUAUCAUCUGCGUUUUUCAAGCCUGCAACCGCAGACGAUGAUGAUUCAUCUCUCACCAACCGCGUGUUACGAAGCCCUGUCUUGGGAACAGAAGCUCUCUAUCGUCAAGCAGGAUGGAUCUCACCAAGUCUUUGUGGCCCGUCAAAGAAUGAGAUGGAGGUAGAAGAUAUUGUGACCAGUGCAACGGAUGACGAUAAUGUCAACGAUGGCUCGGACCAGCAACAGAUUAAACCUCGAAGGCUGUUGGCAGUUCAUGAGUCCAAUCAAUCCUUUCAAUCACGGCAAUUCACUGCUCACAGUUUAAAGCUUGGCACGUCUUCAUCAAACCAGAACCACAACGACGGUCGCGGCGGAGUGGAUGGCUUAGGAUCGGCACGAGCAGCCAAUGCACAAAAUUUCGAAGAAGAGGCCCACUUGGCUCAAAUAAAUGCUGAUGCAAUUCGCAGAACCCAAGAGAAUCACGUCAAGAUGAUUGGACUAGUCUCGCCAACUUCAGACAUUGAGGAACACGCUGUCGAGAGAAUCAACCGGGAGGAUACCACCGAAAAGCCUGAGGAAGACGAACCUGCCAUUCCUCGAUCCAUGAAAGAGAUUUAUCAAAUAUCCAACCGUAAUCGGCGGGCGAAGAAGACCCCUUCACUCCGAGAGGUUCAAAAUAAGAAAGAAACCAGUGAAUUGGAGAAAGCCGAGGCGCUUCUGAAAGAACGCGGCAUGGAGGGAUACUUUGAUAAUCUUCCUGGAACACCAAAACGACAAAGAACCAAGUCGACUGGAAACUCGUCAUCGUCUUCAGUUUCUGAGGACGCCCCAAAUGAUGCCCAAAAUGCAUCACGGGAUGAUGACAUUGCUUUCAUGAAGGAUAUUGGCUGGAUCAAGGACAAGCCGGGAGGCAGUAGCACGAUUGUGGAUACGAAAAAUGAUCCGCAGGAAGGCAAUUCAUCGACUGUCGACGAGCCCAUGAAGGAUGCUGCACCGAAGCCUUACGACUACUCCAAGAUUGGUCAAAUCGGCGCCUUCAGCGCCACACCUGGUGCCAAUCCGUUCUUCCAGGGUGUUGCUGUUGCAGGGGGUCAUUUGAACCAGCAGUUUGGGAAGACGCCGAGCCGCAACAAGAAACAAAGCAAUGGGAAUGCUAGGGGGAAGCAAUCAUCUCGGCGGCAAACAGAGCGGCCAGAACGGGGAGAGGCUCGUGCACAAGUAUAUAAGAAGCGAUAA
This is a messenger RNA of Cylindrotheca closterium, 2871 nucleotides long. NCBI's taxonomy places the organism in Eukaryota, Bacillariophyta, Bacillariophyceae, Bacillariales, Bacillariaceae. The record is from the annotation of a GenBank genome assembly.